UAGCAGCCCUUAUUAGAGUGGCUAUUUGGUGUCAUUUCUACCCCUUUAUAAGUAAGGCCCACACGCAUUAACAGAAGCCCAUUGAAAUAUCUGGAAAACGCAACUCCGGUUUUCUGGUUCCCGCCGAAGAGCAGAAAGAACGGUGAAAAUGGUUGGAAGAAGUUUGUUACCGGGAACUAUCUGCAAAUCACGGCAGCUCAAACAUCUCUUUUCCAAUCCCUUCAUCUUUCAACCUCUCUUAUCCCAUUCCUUACCCCAACAAAGAACCAGUCCUUUUACUGCAAAAUGCAAGGUUUUACUUGGCGGAGUCGCUGUUGGGUCACACCUAAGAGCACCCAAAUGUGAUCUUGGAUGCGUAUAUUUGGGUCGGGGUUUCUGUACGGUUGGCAAAGCUGUGGAAUCAGCUGCUGGUGUUGAAGAGAGUUCUGGAGAAGGUAAAAUCAAAAGGAAGAAAUUGAAGGGAAAAAGACAGGUUGUAAGGUGGUUAAAGUUCUUCAGGUGGAAGAAGAAGAAAGAUUUCCAAAGAAUGACUGCAGAAAACAAAAUUCUUUUCAAAUUGAGCAAGGUACUUCUUGGACCUUAAAUGAUCUAUUAAAUGCAAGGUUGUUGUUCCGGUUGAGAUAUGUAGUUGAAAUCGAGGAUCUAAUACCAAAUGCUCCCUUUUAAUUUUACUCCCAUGUUUCUCCUAAAUUCACUUAGUCCUUUAAUAGCUUCAGUUUACUGUAGUAUUCGUACGGUUUAUCUUAGGAUAUGUUUGAUGGCUAUUUGUUUAAUGGAAGGUGUUCUCUGUGAAGGUCUGAGAGCUUAUUAUUGUGGAGUAUGUAGAACUUGGCUCUAGCAUGUUUAAAAUAUAGUGUUCAGCAUGUGUAUAUUUUCAGGACUUUAACUUGAUAGAACAAUCGUGUACGUAGUAGUAUAGUUGAUAAAUAGUUUCGUGAUUCAAGUUCAUGUUGUAGCAUUAGUAGCAGUAAUAAUUUGAGGUUUAUAAUAUGAUUGUUAUUGCUGUAAUUUUGGGAGUUGCAUAUGAUGUUGUUCCAUGUGAUUGGUGGCCACUUAGGGCCUCAGUAGGGCCUUAAUCCUCGAUACACUCAUGCCAUGGUUU
Messenger RNA from Nicotiana attenuata, 1102 nucleotides. RefSeq lists its product as uncharacterized. The record is from RefSeq and is a predicted model, not a curated record. The transcript is spliced from 3 exons. The coding region runs from base 149 to 583 and encodes 144 amino acids. Lineage: Eukaryota; Viridiplantae; Streptophyta; Magnoliopsida; Solanales; Solanaceae.